AUGGAAUACAGAUACAUUACUGGUGUGCUACCAGAGGAGGAAGCUUAUGAACAGAAAAUGUUAAAGUAUGGACAUCUGACUUAUUCAGGAUCCUAUUCCUGUCUGGGCUACUCAGACCAGCAGUUAAAACAGUUUGAACCUAGUCUGGAUAUUGACAUAGUCAUUGCGACACUGAAUGCUGAAUGCAAAGCAAAAUGGGAAAUAAAGGAAGCAAUACAGUGGGUCACUGAACCAGCUGGGUUUAAAGCCUCAUGUAUUAAGGAGCCAACUUUUCCAGAUGAGGAUAUACAUAUCCAGAUGGGACAUGCAACUGUUUCAAAGCUUGGAGUGCUAGGAAUUGGUGCAGCAACCAGAGAACGCUGCCACAACAGAGUGAUAUUUAAACAUCUUCUACAAGCCAAGGCCUUGAGUUGUCUCCAAGUUGACAGCUGCAGGCUGGGAAGUGUGAAUGAAAGCUUGUCUGUGCUGCUGAUGGCCAAAAAUGUGGCAGUCAUCUCUAGUAUGGAUAUUGGCCUCUGUCAAUUAGUCCAGCACUUGAUUGUGUUUGAUUAUAUCCAAGUAUCUGAAAGGCUUGAAAAUAGGUACAAGCUUCACUUCAACUGCUAUUGGUAG
Vidua chalybeata is the source of this 612-nucleotide messenger RNA. It is a transcript of the gene ENOSF1, whose product is annotated as enolase superfamily member 1. Lineage: Eukaryota; Metazoa; Chordata; Aves; Passeriformes; Viduidae. Gene Ontology annotation, biological process: carbohydrate catabolic process. The record is from RefSeq and is a predicted model, not a curated record. Gene Ontology annotation, molecular function: hydro-lyase activity; magnesium ion binding. Bases 1 to 612 code for a protein of 203 amino acids. The transcript has 8 exons.